CAGCUGCUGGCAGUCUGUGCCCUGGGCGAGGCGGUGGAGAGGCGGCCCAGGUGGGGGUCCUCGUUGUGGUGGCUGGUGUGUGCGUGCCCGACACCCUCUCUGGCUGGCUCCGCGCACCCCUGGAGCAAACGGGUGGAGUCUGAGAGGCGCUCUCACCGGCUGUGAGUUCCAGGCGGGAGUAAGACAGGAGAGCGGUUCCCAGCCAGCGAGCGGUUCCUCGCACCGCGGUUCUUCACCCUCUGAAUCCCAGCCGGCUCUCCCCGCAGUGCCUCCGCUCAGGGGCUGGCUCUCUGUCCUGGAAGUGCGGCUCGUGCACGCGAGCACAGCUUUCGCUGGGCCCGGCGGACAGUGGUCGGAGGAAGGGGCAGGGACGUUGCUCUGUGCGGAGAGGGGUCACAGCUGUCGGCGGCCGAAGCUCCGCAGUUGAAGAGGAAGCACCGAGCGCUGGACGGUGGUUGACCUGCGAACCGGGCCGUCUCUGGCUUCGCUCCCCAUCCCGAGGCGGCAGAGCGGGAGAGGACAUUUAGGAGCCAGUGAUUGAACCCCCAGAUUCUCCUGUUUCAGCCCCCUUUCUGGGGCGUCCUCGCCCUUUCCAGGUGGUGGACCAUUCUCCUUGGUAGAAAAGAAAAGGAAGCACAACCCCGUCACCGGAUUCCCCUCUCCUGCGGUGCGUGGCAGGAUGGACGCGGCCUGUGACCUGCGGCGCAGGACGGUGGCCAGCCCCCUGGGGCCGAUCGAGGUGUCCGCGUGUGAGCGGGGUCUGCACAGCAUCCGGCUGCUCGGCGGGGAGACGCCCAGCGCCAGCCCCACCGAGGCCCCCGCUGCUCCUGAGCCGCCCGGCAGCCCCGCGGCAACGGCCGAGCCCCUGGCGCAGUGCGAGGCCUGGCUGCACGCCUACUUCCAGCGGCCCGAGGCCCUCCAGGAGCUUCCCGUGCCUGCCCUGCACCACCCCAUCUUCCUGCGAGACUCCUUCACCAGGCAGGUGCUGUGCAAGCUGCUGAAGGCCGUGAGCUUCGGAGAGGUGGUCUCCUACCAGCAGCUGGCGGCCCUGGCCGGCAGCCCCAGAGCCGCGCGGGCCGUGGGCGGGGCGAUGCGGAGCAACCCCGAUUUAGGUAUUGAUGAGGCCGCGAGUGAAAACAAGCCCGUCCCCCGGGGGCCGCUCCCCGCAAGAACAAAGGCGAAGUUGGAGAAAUAUUCAGCCGGCCCCGGAAUCAGAGGGAAUCCGCCAUCGAUCGCAAGGCCCUUUCGUGUUGUUUUUGUUGGAGACAAAUCUAUGGGUUUGGAAGUUUUAUGGCCUCGGAGAAAGGGGCCGUGUCCCCAUCCUGGUCCCGUGCCACCGUGUGAUCUGCAGCAGCGGAGCCCUGGGCAACUACUCCGGGGCCGGGGGCCCGGGCAUGAAGGAGUGGCUCCUGAACCAUGAAGGCCGCUGGCGGGGGCAGCGACGGCCCGGGCAGGGGGCCCCCGUCCAGCCGGAACCUGGCGCGGGGUCGCAGGGGGCGCCCGCAGCUCCCAGCCCACCAGCCGAACCUGUGUCUUCUCGGGGGGAGGGACGUGGGUGACACGGAGGUGUCCAGGCUCCUCAGCGGGGCCUGUGCGGAGGCCCCGCCCCAUUAAAGGAGCCGCUGUGCCCUGCA
Phyllostomus hastatus (greater spear-nosed bat) is the source of this 1634-nucleotide messenger RNA. RefSeq names its product O-6-methylguanine-DNA methyltransferase (gene MGMT). Gene Ontology annotation, biological process: DNA repair. The transcript is spliced from 8 exons. Gene Ontology annotation, cellular component: nucleus. Gene Ontology annotation, molecular function: methylated-DNA-[protein]-cysteine S-methyltransferase activity. The coding region runs from base 680 to 1420 and encodes 246 amino acids. NCBI's taxonomy places the organism in Eukaryota, Metazoa, Chordata, Mammalia, Chiroptera, Phyllostomidae. The record is from RefSeq and is a predicted model, not a curated record.